AUGUCGUACCCACCAGUUCGCCGAAUCGUCACUGGCCACAAUGCACUGGGUAAAUCGGUCGUGGAAAGCGACAUGCAGUUAAUUCCUGCUGAAACAACGUCCAUCAAUGGUACUGCUGCCCUCAUAGGCACCCUGGCAUUCACAAACUGCUACCGAUCCGAUAAGUUACCUCCAGACGUCCAGGAAAAGUGGAAGGAUCCUUUUGGGCUACCAUUGCCCUUAAUUGGGGAGAACGCUGCCAUGGUCAGGAUUGUCGACACACCGCCGGGAUACAGCGCAUUCAUGCACCGAACGAUAAGUCUAGAUAUGGGUGUGGUUUUGAGCGGCGAAGUUUACAUGGUCUUGGACGACGGGUCGGAAACUCUGAUGAAGCAGGGAGAUAUUGCAAUCCAAAGGGGCACGAUUCAUGCAUGGAAGAAUGUUGGAACAGAGCCGGUGAGGAUGCUUUUUGUAUUGAUUGGGUCAAACCCAAUCAAUAUAGGAGGGGAAACCUUGAAAGCAACUCCGACGUACUUGGAUGACAUCGAGUUUACGGUAUAA
Molecule: messenger RNA, 540 nt
Organism: Talaromyces proteolyticus
Lineage: Eukaryota; Fungi; Ascomycota; Eurotiomycetes; Eurotiales; Trichocomaceae
Product: cupin domain-containing protein
Exons: 1
Coding region: 1-540 (179 amino acids)
Source: RefSeq, a predicted model, not a curated record